Molecule: messenger RNA, 2760 nt
Organism: Uncinocarpus reesii 1704
Lineage: Eukaryota; Fungi; Ascomycota; Eurotiomycetes; Onygenales; Onygenaceae
Product: cutinase transcription factor 1 alpha
Exons: 12
Coding region: 1-2760 (919 amino acids)
Biological process (GO): regulation of DNA-templated transcription; DNA-templated transcription
Molecular function (GO): DNA binding; zinc ion binding; DNA-binding transcription factor activity, RNA polymerase II-specific
Source: RefSeq, a predicted model, not a curated record
AUGAACCACACCGCCGCCGACCAGAAAGCCGACUCCGAUCAAGCUAUGACAGACCGUGAUGAUUCUAUGGCGCCUUCGACCGUAACACCAGCGGCCGAAGCAGACGUUGGAUCGAGGAUGGAUGGCGACGCUCCACCGUCCGCAGACGCUUCCAAAUCCGGCUCUGUUCCUGCAUCAUCCACAACGGCUGGCAAUCCUAGCUUUCGAAGGCAACGUGCGUCGCGAGCUUGUGAGACAUGUCAUGCGAGGAAGGUACGCUGUGAUGCUGCAAGUCUUGGUGUACCCUGCACGAACUGUGUCGCGUUUUCCAUCGAAUGCAAGAUCCCGACCCCCAAGAGAAAGAAAAAUCAAAAGGCCAAGGAUGGAACCGGUGACGAGAACUUCUCCACGAACCCCAACGCCUCUCAAAGAGAGGGCUCGGGAGGUCCACGGAGCAAACCUGUCAAUGGAAUGCCCGCAACCUCUCUGACUGAAGCCCAAGCUGCCGAACAAGCGCAGCACAACCACUCCUACGUCCAAUUCAUGAAACCAAAAUUUGCCCGGGCGCCAAUCACCGAGGCUGGUCGAGUAGCGUACCUUGGGGAGUCGUCGAAUCUAUCUAUCCUAGUCCACGAUCGUCAUGGGACUACCGAUGUUGUGCAUUACCCUCUUCCCGAGAACAUCAGGGGUUCGAGAGCCCGCCUCACAGAGCUGGACAGUUUGGAGAUUGAUAUUCUACAUCAGCGUGGAGCCUUCCUUCUUCCCCCACGGUCUCUCUGCGACGAAUUGGUGGAUGCAUAUUUCAAAUGGGUUGCCCCCGCCGUUCCUAUAAUAAGCAAGAGCCGUUUCAUGAAACGCUACCGUGACCCCAAGAAUCCUCCUUCGAUUCUGCUUUUGCAGGCGGUUCUCCUCGCUGGUUCGAGAGAUGACAGGGUCACCAUUGUCCAGGCACUGGUCCUGAUGGGAUGGUACUGGGAGGGUCCGGAGGCUAUAAUCGUCGCGCAAGGGUCCGGCAUGCAUAGAAGUGUUGAAGCGUCACAGCUAAGCAGAGCAGAUAAGCGACUAUGGAAAAGAAUUUGGUGGACUCUCUUCACACGAGAUCGCUCCGUUGCCGUUGCUCUCGGGCGGCCGGUGAACAUUAAUAUUGACGACUCCGAUGUGGAAAUGCUCACGGAAGACGAUUUCAUCGAAGACGAAGCCGAUUCUCCGGCCGAAUUUCCUCCUGAUCCGAUUCAUGUCCAAUUUUUCUUGCAGUACGUAAAAUUGUGCGAGAUUAUGGGUCUUGUGCUUUCGCAACAAUAUUCGGUUGCUUCGAAAUAUCGUAGGACGAAUGCAAUGGAUUUGACUCAUAGCGAUAUGGCAUUGGCGGAUUGGUUGCAAAAUUGUCCAAGGGAAGUGUAUUGGGAGCGGAACCGGCAUCACUUUUGGUCGGCUCUCCUUCAUUCCCAUUAUUAUACAACCCUGUGCCUGCUGCAUCGUGCACACAUGCCCCCGGCUACUGGUGUACACCAGCCUGCGCCUGAUGGAUUGGCCUAUCCGUCGCGCACUAUCGCCUUCCAAGCAGCAGCAAUGAUUACAUCGAUUGUGGAAAACCUACAAACUCAUGAUCAACUUAGAUAUACCCCCGCAUUCAUGUUGGUGUUCUCUACGGUUCCCGUUAUGCGUUCCUCGGUUCCAAGUGUUGUAUCUACGACGCAGGAGAGGAUCACUAUCUGCAUGAACGCUUUAAAGGAAGUGUCAAAAGUCUGGCUUGUCGCCAAAAUGGUUUGCACCCUAUUUGAGUCGAUCCUUGGGAACAAGGCGCUGGAAGAACGGCUACAAAGAGCAGCAGGGAAGCGACAUCAUAAACAAAAAGCAAAAAAUGAUGCCGCAGCACCUCCCAAGAAACCGGAGCCUCCGAAGCGCAAGUUUGAUGAUUUGGACAUUUCAAUACCCAGCGGCCCCCCUGCUCACCAAGUUUCGUACGAGAGGUCUCGACCGCAAACGCCAGCGGCCACACCUUCUAUACAACCGGCCCAAAUUGCUUCCACAGGGCCGCUCCAGUUAUCUCCACAUCCCCAGCACCGGGGCUCCAAGGAUGGGCUUUUGAAUCCGUCAGGUCAUACCGGAACUACUCGACCGACGUCGCCUUUCAACCCUUCCUUUUCUAUGCCUACUACGCCGCCCGAUUUCUUCCUUGUCACCCGGAACUCACCUAAUUUAUCCCAAUCCCUUUGGGAAAACUUCCAACCAGACCAGCUAUUCCCUGACGGCACGAAUAUAUCUGGCACUGGCUUCUCGCCAUCUUCGGGGACCGCGGUCGAUCCCCAACUUCAAAUGUCCCAGCACCUGCAGCCCACUGGAAUGGGCUCUCAGCCGAUGGGGAUGCAUCAGCAGCAACAUCUUCCGUCGCGAGGACCGCGUGCACCUCACGAGAGCCCAACGAUGAUGCAAGGAAUGCAAGGCAUGGGAGGCAUGGCCCAUCAGCAACAUCUGCAGCCCGGUAUGCCGAUGACGCAGCCAUGGAUGUUUGAUGGAAACAUGCAUCUCGAUGCCUCGAGUCCGGAUGACAAUUGGAGUAAUAGUUCCCGAGGCCAGGGGCCCGUUGUACCUCCAACUCUAAAUGUCGAAGAUUGGUUCCAAUUCUUCGGGAUUAAUGGUCUCGACAGUUUGGGGAUGGAUCAGAUAGUAUUCAGCGACCUGUUUUUAGCUCCUGGAUCAGAGGCUUCAACUACGCAAAUUCUUGUUUUUCACGCGUUCCUCACUGAAGUAGCUUCUAAUGCUUCCAUCUUCAUUGUUUGA